Molecule: messenger RNA, 1239 nt
Organism: Triticum turgidum subsp. durum (durum wheat)
Lineage: Eukaryota; Viridiplantae; Streptophyta; Magnoliopsida; Poales; Poaceae
Source: the annotation of a GenBank genome assembly
AUGAUCUCGUCGUGCCCCAUCUGCGGCCACCAAGUCCUGACGGCCGAGCUCGAACGGCACGCGAACAGCCACUUCGAUGAUGAUGAGGUUCAGAGGGACAUGGAGUUGGCGCAGCUAGCCAUGGCCGCAGAAUUGAGCACUAGUACUGUUGUGGAUGUACCUCAACAUAGCAAGCGGCCGUUCCCUAAUGACGAUUCUCUUGCUCAAGGGGCCUCAUCAAGCAUCAUCAGAGGCCCAUCUCCUUAUGAAAAUGUACUGUAUGAACAAAUUACUUGCUUGGUCGGAGCACAGGUUCGAAGCGAAAUUCAACGAAUUGAAGCUGGCGUUAUGAACUUGUUGAGGAGCUGCCUUGAAUCGGAAGGCGGCUCAUCAACAAGUAUAAUAUCAGGCCAUGUUGACCAUCAUCAGAGUCUUUCAUCAGAAGACAAGGGAUGGGGAUGUGGGUGGAGAAAUAUCCAGAUGAUGAGCUCUCAUUUGUUGAGGCAAAGACCAGAGACGAGGGAGGUUCUGUUUGGCGGCUGUGGAUUUAUUCCUGACAUCCCUUCACUUCAGAGAUGGCUUGAGAUUGCUUGGGAUAAAGGUUUUGAUGCUGUUGGUGCAAGUCAUUUCGAUAGCAAAAUUUAUGGUGUCAAGAAGUGGAUAGGGACAUCAGAAUGUGUUACCCUCUUGCGCUCUUUUGGUGUGCGUGCAAGGAUUGUAGAUUUUGAUAGCACAGAAUCAUCGAGUCUGCAUGGUAAGAGCGGGAAACGAGUAUGUGGGCCCAUGGAUAAGUAUUUGAUCAAGACUAGUCCUCCUCCAAGAUCAUCGACUUGUGAACUUAGUCAAGAGGAUGCUGAAAACAUGAGAGGCCAGCAGGUCCUUGUCGACUGGGUAUGGAACUACUUUUCAAGCAAGCGUGCUGAUAUGUUGCACAAUUCAAAGAAUGUCAUCAUCAGCGAUAAAACCCCAUUGUAUUUCCAACAUCAAGGUCAUUCGAGGACUAUAGUUGGGAUUCAAAAGCAAAAGGGUAAUCGUGGAUCUCAAGACCGAUAUAACCUUUUGGUAUUAGACCCUCGCCAUAGAACAGCUGAUUUAGAGAGGUCUCUUACAACCAAAAAAGGAUGGCAGAGGCUAUUGAAAAGAGGUGUUCACACCCUCAGGAAACCACAAUAUCAGUUGUGCUAUGUGGAUCCUGGAAUUGCUAGUUCAGAAGAAACAGAGCAGCUCAAGACUAUUGACAGUAUCCUGAUCAGGUUCUAG